CUACAGCCCCCAACAGUCCCGGCCGCCUCUCCGCGCCCUCGCCUGUGGCGGCAGCGGUGCGUCGCCCCCUGGCAGCGGCGGUUGGAGCCGCGGCCGUGCCCGGUGCUGCGCGGGAGGGGGCGGGCGCCAUGGCUGACAGCGGAGAGCCCCCAGCGGCUCCGGCCGCGGCCCCUCCGGGCUCGCCGGCGCAGAGGCGGCGGCCGGGCGGCUCCCCCAGCGCUGGUGCCGCCGGGGCGGAGGGCGCGGCGGCGGCCAUGCCGCGGCUGCCGUUGGGCGGCCCGGGCGGGGCAGCGGGGAUGUCGCUGCCGCGGCUGGAGAAGCCGAUCAAGCAGGCCUUCUACAACACCGGGGCGCUGCUGUUUGCGGGGCUGUGCUGUGGCGCCGCCGUCCUGGUCUACUUCAUCCUAGAGGCCUUCCUGCGGCCGCUGCUCUGGGCUGUGCUCUGCGGCACCUUCCUGCACCCCUUCAAGAGCUCCCUGACGGCGCUGGGCCGCCGCUGGCUCAGCCGCCUGCACCGCUCCCGCACGCCCGUCCUGCUGGCCGCCCUCCUCCUCCCCAUCUGCUUCGCCAACUACGGGGUGGAGGCGCUGGGCGAGCAGGUGCUACGGCGGCGGCGGCUCCUGCUGCUUCUGGGCGCCGGGGGACCGCUGCUUUACGGGCUCUACUGCCUGGGCAGCUCCCUGGGCGUGCAGGUGCUGCUGGCUCAAGCCGCCCACCUCAUCUGCCAGGGGCUGGAUUACUUCAGUAGCCAGUGGAUAUGGACGUUGGUAGUUGGUUACCUGCUGGUGGUUUCAUUCAAGUGGAAUAUAAGCACUGAACGUUACUUAAAAGGAAUCUCUGUCCCUGUCUGGAUUAUGCUGCUCUUUCACUUAGCUUCUGUGGCAGGUUCCUGGAGAAUUCCCGUGUUUCUGGUUAUAGUCGUUCUGAUGACUGUAGGCAUGUUGCAUGAACAGCAUAAUGGAAAGGAGUCUUCUGGGGCAGAGCUUCCUGGUCAGAUGAUUUCCAUUGCUGCUUCAACAAUUGCCAUGGCAAUUUCAAUGACAGAAGAUGACUCCAGUAGUGAACAUUCCUCACAACCCUCAGGAUCAACAGAAGGUGAUCAGCCUCCACAUGCUUCAUCAUCUUUCUCCUCCUCUUCAUCCUCUUCUGGGAGCAGACAAAGACCUGAGAUUGGAUCUUUUCUUAGAAAAAAGAAAACUAGUGAUAUUUACUUUGUUACACUUGUGUGGGCCAUUGUCAUUGUCCAGAUCUGGCUAAAUUUCUGGAUUGUGCAGCUAUUGCCAGUGCCUUUUGCAGUUUGGGCACUUAAAAAACUUGUGAUUCAUUUUGGAGUUUUGAACUUCAUGGCAAACCAUUGCAAAAGUUGGUGGCAACUUGUUGAAAAUUUUGUGAAGGAACGUCAGGAAGCUCUUGCUCCACGGCCUAUCAGAGGGCUUGGAAGAGUCAUGUUAAAGCUUGACAGUAAGCUGUGGCACUGGCUUAAUAAAAAGAUGAUCGUGUGGUUGGAGAAAAUGCUAGAUAAAAUAAUCAGCAUUUUCAUAAUAUUUUUGCUAGUGAUAGGAACCCUUCUGCUAGCCCUGCUCCUUACUGCAAAGGUACAUCAAGAGAGCGUUCACAUGAUUCAAGUCACAAGCAGCUUGAUCAAUGAGACAGUAGCCAGUCACCCAGAAUGGGCAAACUGGCUCCCAGAAGCUCAGGUUAUUCAGAAGGCACUCAAUUCAGCAGCUAAUAAUGUAUACCAAUAUGGCCGAGAAUGGAUUACACAUAAGCUCCACAAGAUUUUAGGAGAAAAAGUUAAUAACACCGCUGUGAUUGAAAAACAAGUGCUAGAGCUCUGGGACAGGCUUUAUCACUCUUGGUUUGUGAAGAAUGUAACACAUUCUGGAAGACACAAAGGACACAAAUGGCACAUAAACCGUCAAAACAGCUGGCUUGGUGAUAUUUUGGACUGGCAAGAUGUUGCAUCAUUUGUUCAUGAUAACAUUGAAACAUUUCUUUCGAUCUUGGAGUCUCUGUGGAUAGUGAUGAGUCGCAAUGUGAGCCUCUUGUUUACUACAGUUACAACGCUGGUGACAAUCCUCUUCCAUAGUGGGACAGCUCUUCUCAAUUUUGUGCUUUCAGUGGUGAUUUUUCUGACCACGCUGUUCUACCUGUUGAGUUCCAGUGAUGAGUACUACAAGCCAGUAAAAUGGGUGAUAAGCCUGACACCUUUGUCUCAGCCAGGUCCCUCCUCAAAUAUAGUUGGCCAGUCUGUGGAGGAAGCAAUAAGAGGUGUAUUUGAUGCUUCCCUCAAAAUGGCUGGGUUCUAUGGACUCUACACUUGGCUGACUCACACUAUAUUUGGGAUUAACAUAGUCUUCAUACCAUCUGCAUUAGCAGCAAUCCUUGGAGCAGUGCCAUUUCUGGGGACAUACUGGGCAGCCAUCCCUGCAGUCCUGGAUUUGUGGCUUGUGCAAGGACAGGGAUGCAAAGCCAUUUUGCUCUUGGUUUUUCACCUCUUGCCAACCUAUUUUGUAGAUACAGCAAUUUAUUCAGAUAUAUCAGGAGGUGGUCAUCCUUACCUGACAGGUCUUGCAGUAGCUGGUGGAGCAUAUUACCUGGGACUGGAAGGAGCCAUCAUAGGACCAAUUCUACUUUGUAUACUUGUGGUUGCCUCCAACAUAUAUAGUGCCAUGUUGGUGAGUCCAACAAAUUCAGUGCCCACUCCAUCACAAGCAGCAUGGCCAUUACAGAUUUACCGGUCAUCUAGAGAGAGUCCUGAAGAGAUGAAAAUGGCUGCAGAGUGAUGAAGGUGCUGUGCUGAACCUAUUCAACAUGAGAGAAUCGCUGUCUUCUGUCUUGAGUUCACAACAGCCAUGGCCUUCUGUCCCUUUGCAGCUGUGCCUAGGGGCAGCUCACAGGGAAGCAUAGCUUGGGUGUUAGGAGAAACCACUUCUCGAACAUCUGCCGGCCUUACGUUAUUGUGCACUUUGCCUCUUCAAGAGAGAAUGUCUGCUUCCCAUGGCUUUGCAUACUAACACACAGUUCAACUGCCUUGUUGAAGGCCUUGAAGACCUUCUCUCUUCAUAAAAAGAAUACUUAAGAGGACAGGUAUAUCCACUGGAGUCAUUAACUCGUCUGCUGAAAUGACUAUCUUGGCUUCUAUUUAUUGGGUUGUGUUAUUAAAUUGCAGUAGCUUUAAAGAAAGCUAAUUCCAAAAUAUUUAUUCUCAGUUAACCUGGUGGCAAAAAAGGCGUAAACCACUCAUUGUUAAGUGAAGGUAGAAUAUAAUUAUUUGCUGCUCCUUCAAGUAUUUCUUUUGAGGCUUUGACCAUCAUCUGUAACUGAUAAUAACACUUAAACAUUAUCCUCUUGUAUGCACUGAAAUUUAACGUUGUUGGAGACUGGUAUUUCUAAUAUCUUCCUGAAGUUAGUAGACAUGCAAAUUGUUAAAUGUGGGGUUUCCUCACAUUAAAUUAGGAGGACUUGUUUAAAUAGUUUAAAUCUUGCCCUCAUUUCCAGUGAAAUCUGAUAGUAUUUUGCUGCUUACUCACUAUCCCAGUGGAGUCAUCUUGUCAACUAAAUUUAAUGAAAGGCCUUAAGUGUUUUCAGGCAGAGGUAAUGCAUGAUUGUCCCGUCUGCUUCCAGUAACAGGAAGAAGUUGAACGGGGAUUGUUUAAUGUUGGUUUUCAAAUGCUGUGGCUGAGUCCAAUUAACUGUUCAAAGAAAUUCAAGUUUAUUUCCAAAGAGGAAGCGGAAAGAGUAUGGAUUUUGGUUUGGUUUGGUUUCGUUUAGUUUGGGUUUUUUGCCAUGUAAGCCUCUGGCCAAAUAUUUUAAUAAGAUAUAAGAUAUAUCUUAUAUAUUAAGAUAUAUCUUAAGAAUAAAUGGAAUUUUUAAAUUCCUGAAAUGGUGCGUUGCCUAGGUCACAGCAUCAAACUCCUCUAGUGCUUUUCUUCCAUAGGUAAUUUUGCUUAAGUUGCAGUUGUGGUGACAUUUAAGGCCUUUUGUAUUGAUUGUUGAAAUAUUUUGGCACACUGGAUCUUUAUAAAUGGAUCCUUUUUUUAAAUAGGAAGUGGGGUUUUUUGUAGAUAUUUCAUACUUGAACAGCUUUUCCACAACUACAGUGAGGCCCUGAAUACAAAGUAGCAGAUGCACAUGCUUAACCAAAGAACCACCUUUCAGUUUCUAGUAAUUUCUCUUGAAUUUCUUUCAGAGCUUGAUUGAUAAUGAUAUAUACAAAAUAUAUGCCUUGUAUUUAUUGUUGAUGGUAAUGCAACUGUUGGAACAAAAAUCUGUUCUUAUCUAGGGAUAAGGGUAUCUACAAUUUGUGUACAAACAGCUCUCAGUAAUAUAGACAUUUGUUUUACUCGAGUUGCAGAAGUACUGAUAGAUAGGACUCUUAUUUUCAUGAUAUAUUGCAUGCAUUUUUACAUUGUUUAUAAAAAUACAUUGCCAUAGAAAGUGAUUGGAAAGUACUCUCAUACUUACUAAGCAAGAAAGUCCUGCUAUCGGUUUGCAAUAAACAGGCUGCUUAUUAAGACACAAAUACCCUACUCCUCAGAUUCUCAAAAUUAGCUGCUGCAAUUUUACUGAUGAAAUUUUAUGCUUAAAUGAGGGGUUUCGAGUAUGCCAUUUUUACACUUGCAAACUUGCAGGUAUGUGUUUGGGGGAUGGAAUCAGGCUUAAUUUAGUGGUUUGACUCAAGUUCAUUGAAAUACGGAAACAUCCCGUUUAAUAUUUUUAAUUCUGAAAGACCUACACGUCCAUUCCAACUAACUGAAUGGGAAGGAUAUAUUGCUUGAAGUACGCAACUGUCCUGUGGUUUUAUUUCCUUGGUUUUGUGGCUCACGUAAAAUCUUUAAUGAAACACAUUUUUACAAUUGUUGUUGGCUAGGGUGGAGGAUGACAAAGAACCUGAGGCUGUCCCUAAGUAUUCCUGCAACACUCUCUCCAGCUUGAAUGAGACCACCAUGAUACUUGGGAAACGUCUUUAUUAUAUUACUUUUUUUAGUUCACGGUUUUGCACUGAAAUGUUGUGUUCUCAUCAUAGCUUCUUGUAGACAGCAUUUGAAGAAGAUUACUAGCAAGAAAUAUGCAUCCUUAAUGUAUUUCCAGUUUUCUGUUGUUCCUCUUUGCUCACUGGUCAAGACAUUUCUAUUGUCCACAUUUGCUAUCCCAGUUAUUUCUGAGACAAUCUUUCAGAUUCCUAUGGUACUUAACAUAGUCAUUUUAAAGAGUCAUUAUAAAGCAUUCUUUUGUUUGUUUUUAAGUUUUCCUCUUCUUCCUCCCCCUUCACCUGCCUUCCUUAGAUCAAAGAAGGGUCUCUGCUGUGAAGAUUAAAAUGGUAUUUCAGACAGUUAUCUUCAAUAGUGGCAAAUCAGUAAAAUCAGCUGAGAAGAUAUGUUGCUAUUUUGAAAUGUUCCUUUCCCAACAUGAAGAGAGAUAAUUUUGUAUAGAGAAUUCAUAUCUGAUGUAGUCUUGUUAGUUUGCCCUCCUUUGAAAUGAAGCUUGAUAUUGAUGCUUCCUGUUUGAAAUUUAGCUAAGACUUGCCAUGAAGAACCACCCGUAGUACAGUCUUUCUCAGUAAAUGUAGCUUAAGGAGUUCAUGCUAUGUGCCGUGCCUGAUUGAGGAACCAAUUGUAUAGUUCCGUGGCAGUACAGUAACAGUAUACUGCCAAAAAGAAAGGAAAAAGAAGAAACAAAAUCUCCAAUAAUACCUUCUUAGAAUAUGAAAUAUUCACUGAAUUUUGCCAUGGUUUAAAAAAAAAAAACCAACACCAAAACAGACAACAAAACAUCACCUUAUGAAAAAGUGUACCUUGAUUAUUUAGGGUUUGUCUUUAGUAACUGUCUAACUACCAGUAGAAAUAGAAGAACUUGUCCUUGCAUAUUUAACAAUCUAUAUUCUUUUCUGAAAAAACAUAGCCUCUUUAAGAACAGUUUAGUUUAGAUCAAUCUCACAUUUAUAUGAAAAUAAUCAAACUGGUCAUUUUGGCUUCUGAUCAUUGCAAUGUACCAGUUCCUGGUUAUAUUGCCUCAUCUGCAAAAGCCAGCAGCAGCUGGCAGCAGCGGCAUAAGCUUUUAGAUGGCUUGUGGGUUUCAAAACAAAACGAAAAAAGGUGGAGGGGAACUCCUCACACACCCUUUUCUGGAGUGGCAUUAAACUACAGUUUUCUUAGGAGAGACCAUCUUUUUCAUAAUACUUACAGGCAAGGAGUUGAUGGUCUUUAACUUUACUGUGAACAGUCAUUCCAGGAGCAAGUACGAACUUGUAUUUAGUACAUUUAGUACUCAGUCUGAACAAAACCAAUUUGGAAUUCAGAAGGGAAGUCUUGUAGUAAACCAAGACAAUGUGGUCUCGUGGUAUUGUAAAAUACAACUGUGCUGGGUUUUAUCAUUCUCUCCUAGCAAAUCAGACUUGUUGCAAAUAAGCGUAGUGUCAAAGGGCUAGUGGUAACUGGUUUUUGCACUGUUAGCCCUUCCUCCCCUUCCUGUACCUUAGCUGAAUGUUACUGUGCCGUACCAGAGCUAGCAGAAGUGAAUGUGUGCCAGUUUACAGCCCAGCAUGUUAACUUCAGGUCACUGUAAAUACUGGCUUAACUGAGUACACGAAGCAACAAACUGCAAUGGAUGAGAGCCUGGCACACGUUCGUUUUGCCAGCCUUACUACAGUAUGGUGACUAUAAGCACAGAUACACCAUGACUGGUUGGGAGCAGUAAUGAUUUAUUUUGAAAGAUUGCUUUUAAAAGAAAAAAAAAAAAGUUUAACAUUAUAGUCAUACAUAUGAAAUUGAUACCCACAUAUCUAAUAAUGGAGAUAGCAGUCAGAUAUUUCCAUGCACAAUGGUAUGUAUUUGCAGGUCAUCUAGGGUUUAGGCUUGUCUGAUUUCAAGGACUACGUGGCUUCUCUUCAAGACUUUGGGGAGGAAGAUAUACUUAAGUGUAUUUUGUCAGUGAUUACUGGAUUAGGAAAUCCAUAAUCUGUUUAAUCAAACAAAAUGAGAAAAAAAACAUUGUGUAGGGAAAAUUGGUUGCUGUCUCCAGUAUUAUACACUGUGGGUAUCAGUGUAACUUCUGAAAUAUGUGUAUGGCUGCAGUGUUAAACAUUGUUUUUCAGAAAACCUGAAAAAACAAAACUGGAUAAAAUUGUUCCCCAGUAAAAGUACCAGCAGAAUUGCUAUGCUGCUAGCCCCUAGGACUGGUGACAGAAUACUGCAAAGAGCACUGCCUUUCCUACAAGUCUGAUACACUAAGGAUGGGAAAAUACCAUUAUUCUGCUGAGACUCUAUAGCUUUGCAUCAGUAGUAGAAGAUGCUCCCACAAAUGGCCUUUAUUCAACCAUCGUGUUUCUAUUAUAUUGGCUUAAGUUUGUCACUGCAGAUAGUGCCACCUGUAUGGAUACUACCUCUGGUACCAGCUACAACUUCCGUCAGAAGGUACUGCAAGCUGUUGGGAUUGGACUUAGUAUUCAUUAUGUGUAAUAAUGGAGGUAGCAUUCUUCUGGAGAUGCAGUUGUUUGCCUCGAAGUUUGCAGUUGUACAAUAGAAAAUUGAUUUCCCAAUUAAAUAAUCUUUACUGAGUGACAGAUGGCAUUUCUUAAAUCCGUGGAUGCAUCAUCUUUAUAAAUUCUCUCCUGGCUUGUAUUUCAAAGGGAUUAUUAUUAUUACUGUUACUACUACUACUACCACUACUACUACUACUACUGUUAUUAUUUCUUACACAUUUUUGGUGAAGCAUACUUUGGCAACUCCCUUCUUAUUUCUAUUUCUACAAAACUAGAAUUGCCUAAAAUUCUUAAUAAACAUUAGGGAGGCUUGAUCUUUAACCUGAUACUGUUUAUCUGUCACUUCUAGUAAAAUACCUUAGUGCUUUAUGGUAAAAAUCUCCAAAGUUGCUUUUAAGUGAUAAAAUUGGAAAUUUAAAAAAAAAAUAAAAUUGCAAUGUAGAGAAUGAACUUGGUAUUUUGAAACCAGAAACAAUGCCAGAAGUAAUGAGCAUGUUCAGGACUCUACAUUGGGGUUGUAAAUGUAUGUAUCGAUAUGCAGCAUUGUAUAAAUAUGAGCAGUGUCUAUCCUAUUCAGACUUUAACUGAAAUUUUGUUCUAUCUUGUUUUUAAGACAUCUGAGAACAAAAUAGUGCCUGUAUAUAGUGAAAAUAAGCAACGUUUUCUAAAAUUAAUGUUUACUUGAUAAAGGUUGGGGAAGAGCCAAGCAAAUACUGGUAGGGUGACUAGAACUGUUUUGUUGUAGUUAAUACAAAGUUGGGAAAAGCUGUUCUUCCAUCUAGUAGUACAUUGCUAAGAGAUUAUUGUUCCUGGAAGUAUUUGCACGCAUCUACUGAAUAGCUGCCAAAAUUAAUAGGUCGUGAAAUACAUCUUCAGUUCCCCAGUCUCUUAACCUCUUCCACACCUUGUCUGGUAUCUUGUUUUGAACCUGGUUUAGUACAUUAGAGUAUUGCUUGAUCCUCAUUUGGGAUCGAUUCCAGGAUGUGAAGGGCAUGCUUUGAAUGUCCAUACUGAAAUAGUAUGUCCAAUUCAGGAAGGAAUUGCUAAUUGGCAAGUAAAUGCAUCCUUGAUGUGCUCUGCAUAUGGAUGGACUUGGACAAAGAUAAUUCAUGUUGCAUUGCAUUAGAGAUUAUUCUUUGAGUAUAGCACUAUGUGGCAAUACCAGAGCUAGGUCUGAGUUAGAAGCAGGGCAUAUUUGCUUGCAGCAGGAUGCAUUUGCAAGCUAACAAAGGCAGAGUGAGUGCUCUAGCAUCCAUGUAUAUAUAUGAAGAAUUUUCAGCAUGAUGGUUUUAGAGCAAAAAUGUUGAUUUCUUUUCCUAGCCUCACUUUUUGCCACUUGACUAUUGUAUACAGUGAUCCAAUGAGGACCUAAAGUAACUUUUUUAUGGCAUUGGUGUAGAUUAAAUGUAAGAGGCAUCACAAAGCUAAAAAGUAGCCACAGAACAAAAGUUCCUUAAGCUUAAGAACUGACAUCCAGGCCAUAAGGUUGGAAAAACAAAAUCCAGAUUUUUUGCCUCCUUUCUGCCAGUCUCAGCCCAAAACUGAAGCCUUUUCAAGAAGUAUCAGUAAAAAAUAUUUUUGUGUUGUUCAUAACUUACUGGCUGUGUAAAUCGAUGUUUUCAGUUUCCAGUGUCAUCACUGGUAUAUUCUGCAAGCAUACAAUUUGUUCAGAUUGUUACCUUUGAAAACAAAUUUUCUAUGCUUCAGUGGUGGUUGGAAACCAACUUUUUAUACCGUUAGAUGUUUACCUAUAUAUAUUUAUAUGUUAACUAGUGUUUGAUGUUUUGUUGUGAAGACUAGGGAAGGCGGGGGUUUUUUCCCUUUGGUAAAUUGCACCAAACCAAAUCCAAAGAAACUUUUGACAUCAUGUCCUAAGACUGGCUAGCUAGACCUUACUCAAAUCUAACAGCAGAUCUUUUGCAUUACAGAGCGCAGUUUGUUCUAAAGCCUGCAUUCCUACCCACAACCUGGGGGGAUUUGGAGCAAUAACUUCUGUUGUCUGUUGACUCAAAUUUUGUCUGUAAAUGUACAUGUGAUGCAUCUUACGAAUGGAACUAUGUUCAAAACUAAUGUUACCAUUGUUGGUUUUGGUACAGUACCUGGUUUUGCAUGUAUAAUAUUGAAAAUGUAAUCCCUGUGUCCAUCUGUGGCAGAACAAAAUGUGUGAGUUAAGAUUGAGAAGUACUCAUGUAGACUGCAGAGGUAUUUAAACUAAAUAAUUUUGAUUGUAUGCACCAGUCCUCUUCCUAAUAAAAAAGGUUUUUGUAGCAGGUUUAAGAAGCUUUUAACUUAAUAUUGUAUUCACACUGCAGUCCUUUGUAAGCACAGAAUGGUUAAUAUAUUUUGAAAUAAAAUGCUG
This is a messenger RNA of Grus americana (Whooping crane), 9842 nucleotides long. It is a transcript of the gene TMEM245, whose product is annotated as transmembrane protein 245. The coding region runs from base 129 to 2786 and encodes 885 amino acids. The record is from RefSeq and is a predicted model, not a curated record. Lineage: Eukaryota; Metazoa; Chordata; Aves; Gruiformes; Gruidae. The transcript has 18 exons.